CGGUGGUGACGCCACUAUCGGCCGUUCUCUGUGUCUGGACCAGAUCCGGCCUUGGUUCCCAUGGCGACCGCGGUGCGCUUGGAGCUGGGCCGCUUGGUUCAGGAGGCCGCGGCCCUUGCGGGGGUGGUCCGCGGGUCUCUCGGCCCCCACGGAGGGCAGGUUCUGCUCACCCGCCCCACGGGAGAGGUCCUGCUUUCCCGAGACGGACGGCGUGUGCUGGAGGCCCUGAAUGUGGACUCGCCAACGGCCAGAAUUAUGAUAGCAUGCAUUUCUACACACUGCAAUUUAUUUGGAGAUGGUGCUAAAACAUUUAUCAUUCUGCUUUCUGAUUUACUACAACAAUUUGAAAAACUUAAUAAAAGAGAUCAAGGAAAAUACUGCAGUUUGAAACACAUUUCCCAGUUUCUUGUGAAGAUUCAAACAAACAUCCUGGAUCAUAUAAUGACAUGGGACCUUAAGAAACAUUUUCGGUCAAUCUUUUCUGCUUCUGAUUCAGAUAUAAGACGGAGUAUGGAGUUAAUGUUAGAACCUUAUUUUUGUGGGAAAGUAGGAACUAAUAGACAAAAGCUCCUAACUCAUUUGGCAUGUGAUUUCUACUUCAAAGUUACAGCUGGUAAAAAGCAGAAUGAGGCAUUAUACUUGGUGAAUGAACAUUUUGCAGAACUGCACACCACUGUGACAGGCCUUCCUUUUUCAGAUUCCAGGAUCCUAGAUGGCGUACUACUUCACAGAGACUUUGCAGUAUACUGUCCUGCAGAUGGUGAUAAAAGAAUUAUAAUAAUAACAGAACCUAUUCAUUCCUCUGUAUCUGAGUUGGGUAUAGAAGUUGUCAUAACUGCGGAAGGUGAAUUCAAGGCAUCAGAAACCUGGAUUACAAAAAGAACCCAAACUCUUCUACAGCACUUGCAAGACAAUGACAUCAAAGUAAUACUAUCAGGUGUAAAACAGCAUGCUAUUGUUCAUCGCUGUGCAAAAAAUAAUGGCAUAUCUAUUGCAGAUUGCUUGUUGAUGGAGGAAAUCUCUCUUAUUUGCAAGAUUACUGGAAUUUCACCUUUCAAACCAUCUUUGGAUGACAUUAACAGUGAAAUCACUCAAACAGCUGUAGCAAAAUUUUGCCAGCCCUUCCACCUUGGAAUCAAAAGAUUUGUUCACAUUGGCUUUGCGAAAACCUCUACCAUCCAGCUUCAUUGUGUGAUUCUCUGUGGACCAGUACAUGGAGUUACAGAGCAACACGCGUCUGCUUUUCGUGAAGCAUUCAAAAUGCUACAACAAAUGUUUACAGCAAUUCAACUGUCUCAGAACUGUGACUCGGAACUGGAAAAUCACUGUCUUUUGAAUAGUCGAAAUAAAACUCAGCAACAUUUAUCUCCCCAUCAGCCGUUAUUUCAGGAACGCAAUGAUUGGAGAAAACUUCAAACCAACACCAAGCACCUUACACCUUGUGGGCUUAAAAUGGAGAAACGCUCUGCAUCUUUUUCUGUGGGAGAUGAAAAGUUACUCCAUUCAUCCAGUUAUAAUUCUUCAAGCAUAGCCAUGCCUUCUGUUGAUGUGAUGCAUGGUAUUAAGAGCUCAUUAUUCCAGAAAAAGGCUGAUGAGUUAAUUGGCUGUCGAGCGACUUCUUUAAAACAGACGUUUCAAAAAGAAAGGUUGCAAAUGACUGAGACCGAACUUCUUGAAGAUAAUCAGCCUGCUUAUAAUACAGUUGAUAAAAAUGUACAGCUGCAAGCUGGUACAGUCAGUUGUGCCAGGCUUCUUAAAUAUGAUGGGAACGAUAAAAGGGGUAAUCAGAAUGAUUCUGACUCUUACAUAGAAUCGGGAACAGUUUUGCCAGUAGGCGGGCUCUUUGAAAUUCUGUUACAUUACUAUCUAUCUAACUACGCAAAACAAUGCCAGUCAUCAAAUACAUCCAUCAUUUGUUCUAUAGUUGCUGAUGUAUUGCUUAGUGUUCCAAAAACACUCUGCCUGACACAAAAAAGGAAUGCUUUUCCUCAGCUCUGUCUUCAAGUUACCAAUGCCCUCAAAAGCAAUCAGCAGCUUCUGCCAGAUCAAAAGCUUCUAGAAUCAGUGUCUUGUAAGUAUCACUUAGUAGCUUCUGUGCUUCAGUGUGCAGCGCAGUUGCUUAGUGUUGACCUAAUCAUUAGCAUUAAAAGGCUACCACAGAAGGCUGAAGAGAGCGACUCAGAAGUCGAUGGGUAAAAGCAGACUCCUUAUAUACUGGAGGGAAUCUCAUUCAUCUUGUCUGAUUUCUUCUUUUCUCCCCUAAUUCUUCGUGAAAGGACCCCAAAGGAGAGGAAAGAGAAAUACUAUAACCAUAUUACUCUUCCUUAUUCAGAUUUCUGAUUACUAAUAAGGACUUCCAAAUAUUUGGCUUUUGCAAGAACUAUCCCCAAGUUUAUUUACAUUGCCUCAAAUUUCAUGCAGUAUAGAUCAAAAUCAAAAUUGAACGGAGGGGCAUUAGAUACUCACACUAGUAUCAGUGAUAGACAAAAAAUGUCCUUACCUUUACACACACAGAAUGCAUUGGGGAAAAAAAAAAUAAGAGGCAGUAAUUAUUAUAUUUUCCCUGAAAAAUCAAUAUGAACUUAUUUCCAGAAGUGGUUCCUUAUAAAGGCAACCUUUAGGGGGUGGGUGUCAAACAUAUCAGCUCUGCAUUUGUUCAGUUUGUGUGUUAAAUCUUGUCAUGACUUUCUUCUAGAUCAGACAUGUCAAACUCGUGACGUAGCAAGAUGUAUCGGGACAGUUUUGCCAUUGCUGGCAGUGGGGUGGGUGCGGCUUCCAGAUGAUGCAUUUGGCCCACGGGCCGGCAGUUUGACACCCCUGUUAGAUGCUUGAGGUAGUGUCGGUAUCACUCUAAGUUUUUCAAAGUUGACAGAGAGAAUGUGACUGGCCACAAGUCACUCAGCUCUUCUAAGUUCCUGGUUAAAUGUAUUUGAUUGUUUCUUGUCUGUGGAGAAAUCAAAGUUUCCGAUUUCCACAGCAUUGGAACUCCAAAGUUAUUCAGAAUCUGUUUUGUCUGGAAAAGCAUUCAGUGUCGGUAGUACAGGAAUGACGUUGCUGAGAAAAUGUUGAUUAGUCUGAAUGCGCUAAGAUUUCUCUGGUUAUUUGACCUUGAGGAAGUUUAAAACAGGGAAAGCUAGAUUUUCAUAAUUUCCAAAAAUUUAGUAUUGUGAAAUGUUACUUUAUAAGGAACCACUUCUAGAAAUAUUUGUCCUUCAGGGAAAAUAUAAUCAUUACUGCUUCCCCCUUUUCCCCCCAAAUGUAUCCUUUCAGUGUGUAAAGGUAGGGACAUAUUUUACCUGCCACUGACUUUCAUCGGAUUGGGUUGAUGUUGUGUUUUUCUCCAUUAGUAGGAGAUUCACAUCAUGAAAAAAUUAUGAAAUGCCAACAAAUAAUUAGGAAAACUAGACUGCAUCUAAUACAGAAUUAUGGAGAAAGGGCUGGCAAUAUUGGAUUAUUAUUAUUAAUAAUAAUAAUAAUAAUAAUAAUAAUAAUAAUAAUAAUAAUAAUAAUAAAAAGUUGGAAGGGACCUUGGAGGUCAUCUAGUCCAACCCCCCGC
Crotalus tigris (Tiger rattlesnake) is the source of this 3556-nucleotide messenger RNA. It is a transcript of the gene BBS10, whose product is annotated as Bardet-Biedl syndrome 10. The record is from RefSeq and is a predicted model, not a curated record. The transcript has 2 exons. Bases 61 to 2196 code for a protein of 711 amino acids. Gene Ontology annotation, biological process: chaperone-mediated protein complex assembly. Gene Ontology annotation, molecular function: ATP-dependent protein folding chaperone; ATP binding. Lineage: Eukaryota; Metazoa; Chordata; Lepidosauria; Squamata; Viperidae.